AUGGGUAACCAAUCUACAAAAUCAUCACACGGUACCACACGGGUAUCUCAUUCAAAAUCCACUCAUCAUAAUUCAAGUAGAGUAACUUCUGACGUUAUUCCGAGAUCAGCAUCAGCUAUCUCUUCCCAUGACCGGUAUUACUCGGAAUCCCACUCAUCAUCUCCUCCAGCAGUUUGUCCAGUUUCUGCUCCUGGAAAAUAUCGUCACGUGAAGGGGAAAGAUGUACCGCCCAUCAGUUUGGCAGACGAAUAUAACAAUUCGGAUGAUGAAGUUUUCUGUUCUACUAGAUCUUCCAACCAGUCUCCGCUUGCCAAUUCAGACAACAAACGACAAAAAAUGGGGUCAACAGAAAAUCGUCGAUCCGUCGAUUCCGAAAAUUCAGACUUUUUAGAAGCAGUAACUCCUCGAAGCCACAUAUCUGUGAAACGGACAGUUAGCAGUGGAAUGGAACAUGCUGCCGAUCAUCCGAACAUGCAAAAAAGUAGCUCAUUGAAGUUCACUAGGGGUGGAGUUCGGAAUGAAACAAAAGAAACUACACCAUCAACAAGUUCCAACCCAACCAUAUUCCCCUGCAUCCAUCAGUUCCUUCAUCUCACUCAACCUCAAAUUUUGUUUGUGAGAAAAACCUGGAAUCAUGCGAGAAAUCAAGGGGCACUGGAACCCGCAAUUAGUAUAUUCCGUAAUUCGUUUUUCAAAAAUCCUGAAAUCAGACAAAUGAUCAUGUUUGGAACGAAAAACGAGGGUCAUGAGAGGUUAAAGAGACACGCUCAGUUAUUCACAGUUUUGAUGGAUGACCUGAUUACAAAUCUAGAUUCACCAUCAGCUACGGUAGCAGGCCUACGAGAGGCUGGAGAAAAACAUGUGUGGCAUGUAAAGAAUCAGUACGGUUGCCCAUUCCAUGCUCAUCUUAUGGAUCAAUUUGCCACGGCUAUGAUUGAAAGAACACUAGAAUGGGGAGAGAAGAAAGAUCGAACUGAGACAACGCAAAGAGGAUGGACCAAAAUUGUGUUAUUUGUGACGGAACAGUUGAAAGAAGGAUUCCAGGACGAGCAGAAACGAGCGAGAAGAAAGAAAGCUCAAAUGAGUAAUUCUUUCGAAAUCUCAUCGAAAGUGAAACAAAGUGACAUGAAACGAUUUCAUACAGUGGACAAUAAUGUCAACUCAAUUAUUCCGGAUGGAAUCGUUCGCGAAAGACGUCAGUUCUUUGUGUCGAAUGAUUUGAACAUGACGAAUGAUAAUGGCCAGCAGCAAAAGUUCGAGGGAUACACUCACAAAAGUGUUCUGGAUUAUUAUGCACCCGGAAACAACAAAAACAAAUUGUAUCCAAUUGUCAAUACGAGAACACCAUCGAGACCAGCGAUUGUUUAUUUUGGAAAUGAACGCUCUGAUCAGAUUCACAGAAAUCAGAAUUUGAAUUUUCGAAAUGUAAAGAACCAUCCGUAUUUUGUGGUCAGAGUCCGAUCUCAUCCACCACCGUAUCAAGACACUGGACAGAAUACAUGGUCCCAAGACUGGAAUAUAGAUCACGAGGAUUCCAGGCGUUUUGAAACUUCUCGAAGCUCGCCUGUCAAACUAUGGAAUGAUAUGGACGAUAAUUCUCGGAAUUUUGAAAAAAUGAGUGUUACUUCCUCCAGAAGAGCAUCUGACGAUCAUUCAAGCACAAUGAGUGGAAGCUCUGAGAUCAUGUCUAUGCAUGACCAAAUCGUUCGUUUUUCUGCAAGCUCUUCUGCUCCAGAAGACACGACGACAAACUCUUUGUUGGCAGAAAAAGAGGCAACACUUGUUGUGAGACUCGAACAUGAACUCACUCAAGCUCAGAUAUGCACGUCACUUUCUAAGAACCAUCGAUUGAAUCAACAACUGAAAGUUCUUGCGAAUAGCAGUGACAAGGCGAUAAAGGUUGAGCUGGCAAAUGCGAAGGUGGGUUAA
Caenorhabditis briggsae is the source of this 1929-nucleotide messenger RNA. It is a transcript of the gene Cbr-glb-6, whose product is annotated as Protein CBR-GLB-6. The transcript has 15 exons. NCBI's taxonomy places the organism in Eukaryota, Metazoa, Nematoda, Chromadorea, Rhabditida, Rhabditidae. The coding region runs from base 1 to 1929 and encodes 642 amino acids. The record is from RefSeq and is a predicted model, not a curated record. Gene Ontology annotation, molecular function: oxygen binding; heme binding.